This is a messenger RNA of Podospora anserina S mat+, 1224 nucleotides long. RefSeq lists its product as uncharacterized. Bases 1 to 1224 code for a protein of 407 amino acids. The transcript has 5 exons. The record is from RefSeq and is a predicted model, not a curated record. NCBI's taxonomy places the organism in Eukaryota, Fungi, Ascomycota, Sordariomycetes, Sordariales, Podosporaceae.
AUGUCACAGUCCAACGAGUCAACAAUAGCAACGAGUUAUUCCGUCAGCCCAGUGGGCCCCUACCCCUAUAGCGGACUACAAACUCUUGGUCUCUUCCUCCUAGGAUUCUUCCCGCUUCUUUCGAUCACGGCGUGUGUUUUACGAGUAUGGAGUCGGCGUCUCUGUCAGGGUUUGGGACUUGACGACUAUUUGAUAUUUGUUGCCACCGGUGUUUUUGCAGCCCUCUACAUGCGAGCCGGCUAUUGGGGCAUUCACGACAUCGACAUCCCCCCUCAUCCUGCCAAUCAGGGUCUGUUCUUUGCUUAUCUCAACCGCGUUUUUUACAGCCCUCUGCUUGCUUUGGUCAAGAUAUCCGCGUUGCUGUUUCUCCUCAGGCUGGGCGGGACCAAACACUUCGUGCACAUCUCAUGUCGAGCUCUGAUCCUGUUCAACAUCCUACAGGUGUGCGCCUUCCUCCCAGCGACGAUCUUCAACUGCACCCCUGUGGAAUAUGUGUGGACGAAGCCGACUGGGUCAGGAAAGUGCUUCAACUCGGGCCUAUUUGCAGUAGCGCUAGCCUCAACAAACAUCGUCACCGAUAUCUUGACGCUCCUGGUUCCGUUCGUUGCCUUCAAGGACCUGAGGCUCGGAUGGAGGAUACGUGCGGCACUCCUCACCGUCUUUGCUUUGGGAGCCGCUGUCACAUGCAUCAGCAUCGUGCGUCUCUACUCUGUCAUUCGCGUCUGGUAUCUUAGACCGGCCGAUGGCCAUUACACGAUUGGCUACACGACCAAUACCAUCGAGGUGAACCUGGCAAUUGUUACAGCAACAAUACCAGCGCUGUGGCCGCUCGCGCGUGUGUGGUUCCCGGAUGUGUUCGAGUCGAUGGGGAUCAAUCGGCCCUAUCUCUAUCCGGACAUUGAGGUUCAGGUCCGUGCCAGCGUGGGCCAGCAAAUAACAUCGCCUGCUCUCCGUGCGAAAACAUUGUGGCUUCCACGACGGCCGCACACGCCCAGCUACAUCAGGGGAUCUGCUUCUCCACCUACCGUCCCGGGGGACCGGGAAGGAAACACAAGACACAGGGGACUCGCGGACUGGCAGAGACAGAAUGCGGCAGUGGUGGAACGAGAUGAGGAGGACGACUAUCACGGCAUUAUCCGAUGGACAAACACAAGCGCUGAACCGCUUGCCGAGCAGGACGACGAGGAUUUCCUGAUCAUUCAAAAGACAGAACCGAGCAGAUGA